GGUGGGUGCCUGUGUGGCGGGGCUCCCGCUGACCCAGAGGGCUGAGAGGAUUAUAUCGCAGAGACGGAGAUAGACACAGACACAGGGGCUCCCUCCGACGGAUUGUUUAUCUUUCUCCAGCCCUUCCCUCCUCCUUCCCUUCCGCUCAGCCCGCCUCCCUCCCUCCCUCUUCGCGGGGCUGCUGCUGCUGUUUUUCGGAGCCCUCCACCUCCAAGGCAACAGGGACAGCCAGCGGGGGACUCCUCUUCAGCCGUCCUUCCCUGGUCCUUCCCAGGCAGGCAGGCAGGCAGACAGACAGACGCCGGAGCCUUCGCCCGGAAAUAAUGAAAAAAGUGUGCCAAGAUUCUUGAUCAGAAAGUGAAAUUUGAGAUAAAAGAACUACUAAGCCCAUGUUUUCGCCUGAUCAAGAAAAUCAUCCAUCAAAAGUAUUGGUGAAAUAUGGUGAAUUGAUUGUAUUGGGGUACAAUGGCUCACUGCCAAAUGGAGACAGAGGAAGAAGAAAAAGCCGGUUUGCUUUAUUUAAAAGGCCCAAAGCAAAUGGGGUGAAACCAAGCACUGUGCAUAUUGCCUGUACACCUCAGGCAGCAAAGGCAAUAAGCAACAAGGACCAGCAUAGUAUAUCCUACACCUUGUCUCGAGUUCAGACAGUGGUGGUUGAAUAUACACAUGACAGCAACACAGACAUGUUUCAGAUUGGGAGAUCAACAGAAAGCCCUAUAGACUUUGUUGUGACAGAUACUGUUCCUGGAAGUCAGAGCAAUUCAGAGACUCAGUCUGUUCAGAGCACCAUCUCAAGAUUUGCCUGCAGGAUAAUAUGUGAACGAAAUCCUCCUUUCACAGCAAGAAUAUAUGCAGCUGGCUUUGACUCCUCCAAAAACAUCUUUCUUGGGGAGAAAGCUGCCAAGUGGAAGACAUCUGAUGGGCAAAUGGAUGGACUAACCACAAAUGGAGUUCUUGUUAUGCACCCACGCAAUGGAUUCACUGAAGACUCCAAGCCAGGGGUGUGGAGGGAAAUAUCAGUAUGUGGGAACGUGUUCAGCCUCAGAGAGACAAGAUCUGCUCAGCAGAGGGGAAAGAUGGUUGAAAAUGAAACUAACCAGCUCCAAGAUGGUUCACUGAUUGACCUCUGUGGAGCAACUUUGCUGUGGCGUACUGCAGAAGGACUCUCUCGCACUCCAACAGUGAAGCACCUGGAAGCCUUGAGGCAGGAAAUCAAUGCAGCCAGGCCUCAGUGCCCUGUGGGCUUUAACACAUUAGCCUUUCCUAGUAUGAAGAGAAAAGAUGUUGUGGAUGAAAAGCAACCCUGGGUUUAUCUAAACUGUGGUCAUGUCCAUGGCUACCAUAACUGGGGGAACAAAGAAGAGAGAGAUGGGAAGGAUCGGGAAUGUCCAAUGUGCCGAUCUGUCGGCCCCUAUGUGCCUCUCUGGCUUGGAUGUGAAGCUGGAUUUUACGUAGAUGCUGGGCCUCCCACUCAUGCGUUCAGCCCAUGUGGACAUGUGUGUUCUGAAAAGACAACUGCCUAUUGGUCCCAAAUCCCUCUCCCUCAUGGUACCCACACUUUUCAUGCAGCCUGUCCAUUCUGCGCACAUCAGCUUUCUGGAGAACAAGGCUACAUAAGACUUAUUUUCCAAGGACCUCUUGACUAACGAACACAUCAGUGUUACCCAAGGACUGCAUUUAAACUCAUAAGCAUAAGCUAAAAGAUUCUGAUUUCAAAUGAACUGUCAUCUUAAAUCAACUGUAUUUCAUUCUCUGGGCUUUGACAGUUUAUUUUGAGAUGAUGAAUACUUUUAUUAUUAUUUCAGUGGUUUAAUUCCUCUGUAGAUAACAAAGUUUGGCUAUGUAGAAAAGCCGGGUGAUGGGUAGGUGGUGCAGGCUGGCGUUAGUUCCUUGCCCAUCAUUUUUUGAGAUGGAAAAGAGAAAAUUCUUUGCCUUUAAUGUUUUGGAUAACAUGCCUUUAAUAUCUAAUCAUUGUCUUUUCGUAAAUAUAUUACUGAAGGUAAAAGUGAUCAGUUCAAAAGGACCUUAGUUUACAGCUUGAAUGGAAACUUUAUGUAAAAUAGAACAAACCAUGUAUAAUAAUUCCUUUUUCUAUUUAUCUUUACUAUGAAAAAAUUAUUCUACAUGACUUGGAUAGAAUAGCAUGGUAGUGGUGUGUUGCAUCCGUUGACUGGAUGUGUAGAUUAGUUCUUGACCAGAAAAGGUAGAAGAGGGAAAUGCUAGAAAAGUUUUCUUUAUUUUGUAAAAAUCUAAAACAAUACUGAUCUCAUAGCAAAGCAGGUUUUUACAAACAAAACAAAUGACAUAGAUGUGCUUUUUUCUUUUUUAAGUGCUUAACCCCAGGUCAGAUCAUCGAGAUAAACACAUUGUUUUUUCUUGCUUUUUCUCUCUUUCUCUAUCUGGUAGAACUGUAAGAAAAGAACUGGUCAUAUAACAUUUACCUGAUACCUGGAAUAUGCAAUUUAUCCUCAAUGAAAUUCUUUUCUUCUUGUGUUAAAUUCUGUGUUUCAGGAUUUUUUGUUUGUUUGUUUCUGUUUGUUUUUGCAUUUGCAACAAUGAAGGUUUUAUGUUUAUUUAAAUAAAAAAAAAUAACCAAGGCAUA
This is a messenger RNA of Sceloporus undulatus (fence lizard), 2602 nucleotides long. It is a transcript of the gene PELI1, whose product is annotated as pellino E3 ubiquitin protein ligase 1. Gene Ontology annotation, molecular function: ubiquitin protein ligase activity; protein binding. NCBI's taxonomy places the organism in Eukaryota, Metazoa, Chordata, Lepidosauria, Squamata, Phrynosomatidae. The transcript has 7 exons. Bases 390 to 1646 code for a protein of 418 amino acids. Gene Ontology annotation, biological process: regulation of Toll signaling pathway; protein K48-linked ubiquitination. The record is from RefSeq and is a predicted model, not a curated record.